This is a messenger RNA of Geodia barretti, 1173 nucleotides long. Lineage: Eukaryota; Metazoa; Porifera; Demospongiae; Tetractinellida; Geodiidae. The record is from the annotation of a GenBank genome assembly.
AUGUCCUUCAUUCUACACGCAUUGCUUAGCCCCGCCCCCUUUUCAGACACAAUUAGUGUAUACACCCGCAUGCGUGCGCCCACGUUGACGACAGUGUCUCUUUUCUUCACCAGCGAAAUGAACAGUCCGAGUGCACCACAUCUGGCAGGUCAUUACGUCGUCAACUGCAAGAAAGAAGGGGACCAGCACUACUCACUAGACCUUCGCACUCUGCAGCUGUGCCACUGCAAAGAAUACCCCGCUACAACCUUUCUGGCCCUAGCUCCACUAAUUUUGAGUGACAUUGAAGGAGUUCACAAGGUUUUGGAUGUGACUCAUCUCAACGGCAAGUUCUACGUGUUUUCUCCCAGGACGUUUGGCGAUCUACACAACUUCUUGAAAGAGCGACGACAGCUGAAGGAAGGACUCGCUGCGAGCAUCUUUAGGCAGAUAGUUCUUCUUGUGAGAGACGCCCACCGCAAGAAUGUGGUGCUCCGAGACUUGAAGCUGAAGAACUUUGUAUUUGAAGACCAGGAAAAUACAACGCUGAGGCUCCAUACUCUAGAUGAUGCCCACCUCCACAAUGGAUCGGACAUUCUGACUGACCGUCGCAGCUGCCCAGAAUACAUCUGCCCGGAGAUGCUCCUCCCUGGCAGCUACAGUGGACAGGCUCGUGACCUGUGGAGUCUGGGGGUCAUCCUGUACACACUGCUGGUCGGACACUACCCGUUUUUCGACACUAACCCGCGGAUGCUACUCACCAAGAUUUGCAGUGGUUACUACGCGGUACCGGAGAGUGUGUCUCGUCUUGGGAGGAAUGUAAUCAGCUCCCUGUUGGCCCAUGACCCUGCCAGGAGGGUGACUGCUGAAAUCCUUCUCCAUCACCCCUGGUUCGAGAAGGCCAGAGAUGAACCGUUGUACACAGCAUCCCUCGCAGACCAGUCGGUGGCCACCGCGCCGCUGUUCCCGGCACCCCUCGCAGACCAGACAGUGGCCACCGCGCCGUUGUUCCCGGCACCCCUCGCAGACCAGACAGUGGCCACCGCGCCGUUGUUCCUGGUACCCCUCACAAACCAGACAGUGGCCACCGUGCUGUUGUUCCCGGCACCCCUCACAGACCAGACAGUGGCCACCGCGCUGUUUUUCCCGGCACCCCUCACAAACCAGACAGUGGUCACUGCCACUCCACCAUAG